AUGCCCCAGGAACAAAGGUUCAGGUUUAGUGGUCGUAUCCUUGGCCUGGCUUUGAUCCAUCAGUACCUUCUGGAUGCUUUCUUCACAAGGCCCUUCUAUAAGGCACUCCUGAGGCUGCCCUGCGAUUUGAGUGACCUGGAAUAUCUGGAUGAGGAGUUUCACCAGAGUUUGCAGUGGAUGAAGGACAACAAUAUCACAGACAUCCUGGACCUCACGUUCACCGUUAACGAAGAGGUGUUCGGACAGGUAACAGAGAGGGAGCUAAAGUCGGGAGGCGCCAACACCCAGGUGACGGAGAAGAACAAGAAGGAGUACAUCGAGAGGAUGGUGAAGUGGCGUGUGGAGCGAGGCGUGGUGCAGCAGGCUGAGGCCCUGGUGCGGGGCUUCUAUGAGGUGGUAGAUUCAAGACUCGUCUCAGUGUUUGAUGCCAGGGAGCUGGAGCUAGUGAUAGCGGGGACUGCUGAGAUUGACCUGAACGACUGGCGGAACAACACGGAGUACCGGGGAGGUGAGCUGACCCAGGCGGUGGCGGUGAAACUGUCACCAACAGGAUUGAAAUCUUCGGAAAUUGGUGGUGUUGUUGUUGGAGUGAAGUUGACUAACAUAAAGCUGACCAUUUUAAGGUGGACAAUUCAAUAG
This is a messenger RNA of Perognathus longimembris pacificus (Pacific pocket mouse), 639 nucleotides long. Its product is annotated as E3 ubiquitin-protein ligase HECW1-like. The record is from RefSeq and is a predicted model, not a curated record. The coding region runs from base 1 to 639 and encodes 212 amino acids. Gene Ontology annotation, molecular function: ubiquitin-protein transferase activity. NCBI's taxonomy places the organism in Eukaryota, Metazoa, Chordata, Mammalia, Rodentia, Heteromyidae. Gene Ontology annotation, biological process: regulation of dendrite morphogenesis. The transcript is spliced from 5 exons.